Messenger RNA from Penicillium taxi, 3120 nucleotides. Its product is annotated as putative C6 transcription factor (Mut3). Gene Ontology annotation, biological process: DNA-templated transcription; positive regulation of transcription by RNA polymerase II. Gene Ontology annotation, cellular component: nucleus. Gene Ontology annotation, molecular function: zinc ion binding; DNA-binding transcription factor activity, RNA polymerase II-specific; sequence-specific DNA binding. The transcript has 4 exons. The record is from RefSeq and is a predicted model, not a curated record. Lineage: Eukaryota; Fungi; Ascomycota; Eurotiomycetes; Eurotiales; Aspergillaceae. The coding region runs from base 1 to 3120 and encodes 1039 amino acids.
AUGCCAACAACCCUGGGCCAUUCUGUUGAUAUGGAGGAUGAGUCUGUCAUGAACGAUUCCUAUCACCUAGAUGAUGAGUCGCAGGAUACCUCCCCCAUCGACACCAAGCUCACUCCCCAAUCUGGCUUACCUAUGCAAAAGAGGAGGCGAGUAGGCCGUGCUUGCGAUGAAUGCCGUAGAAAAAAGAUCAAGUGCGACGGGAAACAGCCAUGUACGCACUGUACCGUUUACAGCUAUGAAUGCACGUACGAUCAACCCUCUAACCGCCGUCGCAACCCUGCCCCGCAGUAUGUCGAAGCCCUCGAAGCCCGUCUGCUCAAGGCAGAGACACUAUUACACAAUCUGCAUCCAGAUAUAAAUUUGAGUGAUCCUCAACUGGAUAUACACGCCACGGAGCAGCACAUCGCUGCUCAGAAGGAAACACAGGUACCGAUUCAAGCACCAGGAUCAACUCCAACACCCGCACCGACAUCAUCAUCAUCAUCAGCAUCAGCAAUUGGAGAAGCCAACCCAUCCAAGCCGGCGACUGGAUCCACCGAUGCGGCUCCUGAAGGUGGGGAAGAGCCAUUAUUGGAGACUAUGGUGGACAACUCGGGCUGUCUAGAUCGUGAUGAUCAGGGACAUUGGGACUACCAUGGUCAUACUUCGGGUAUCAUAUUUGUUCGUCGCCUGCGCAAACAGCUGGGCGCCGCCGAUGUACCGAUAAACCGACCCGUAAAGGCGAUGAAUCAGAUGCUUGAAAGCCCCAAAUCUGUAUCAGACUCGCCUCAGGAUGGAUCUCUGCCGCACACGCUCGACUUACCCCCACGGGCCAUCGCUCGCCGAUUAUGUCAAAGUGCACUCGAUCAUGCUUGUAGCUUGAUGCGCUUCGUACAUGAACCCACAUUCUUUGCUAGCCUAGAUCGUAUCUACGACACGGCUCCAGAACUCUAUGGGAAUGAAGAGAACUCUUUUCUACCGUUAUUGUAUAUCGUCAUGGCCGUCGGAUGUCUGUUUUCGGAUGAUGGAGCUGGGACUCUGGAUCAUGCUGGUUAUGAGGGUGCAAUCGGUCAAGGAUUUCAAUUUUUCAAGGCUGGUCGCCAACUUCUGGAAAUUACUGACUGUCGGGAUCUCAUUUCCCUGCAAGCAAUUUGCUUCAUGAUUCUAUUCCUCCAAUCUUCUGCCAAACUGAGUACCUGCUACUCCUAUGUUGGUAUUGCGCUCCGCUCAGCCCUGAGAUUGGGUCUUCACCGCACUGUGACGGCAGAUUUCAAUCCAGUCGAGCGAGAAAUGCGCAAACGUCUCUUCUGGGUCGUUCGUAAGAUGGAUGUCUAUGUCAGUACGCUCUUGGGUCUUCCCCAGAUGCUGAAUGAUGACGACAUAGAUCAAGAGUAUCCCAUGGAAGUCGAUGGAGAAUUCAUUAAAGCAGAUGGUAUCGUUCAGAUGCCUUCCGAUUAUACCCCGCUGAUGGCUGGCUGCAAUGCGCAUACCCGCCUUUCAAACAUCAUAUUGAAGGUCGUAAAAUAUAUAUACCCGGUGAAGAAUGCGCGUUAUCGCUCUAAAAACCACCAGCGAUAUAUGGUUAGCCAUUCGAAAAUCCGCGAAAUCGAGCGGGACCUGCAAGGUUGGAUGGAAGAAUUACCUGCUGCCCUACGCCCCGGCACUGAAGUGUCCCCUCAGUUGGAACGAAUCCGCCAGUUGUUGCGUAUAGGCUAUGCACACGUACAGAUGGUUAUGUACCGUCCAUUCUUGCACUACGUAUCUAGCGGGUCCCAGGCGCGUGGUAUGGAUAAGCGGUCAUAUGCUUGUGCUGCGGCUUGUGUCAGCGUUUCCCGGAAUAUCGUUCACAUCACGACCGGAAUGCACAAGAGGGGCCUUCUGAAUGGGUCCUUUUGGUUUACCAUGUAUACUACCUACUUUGCCAUCCUAUCACUGAUCUUUUUCGUUGUCGAGAACCCCGAUUCUCCCACUGCCAAGGAUGGAGUCCUUAAGGAUGCCAUGGAGGGUAAAAGCACCUUGGCCGGAUUAGCCAAGAAAAGUAUGGCGGCUGAUCGUUGUUCCCAGAGCUUGAAUUGCCUGUUUAAAACAUUACCGGAGAUGCUGAAGAGCCGCCUAGUUUCAAAGACACCAGUUAUUUCAAAGGCUCCAGUUGGUUUGAAGCGACCAGCGCCAACAUCCGAACUCGAUUCCUCCAACUUGGAACCAAAACCAAAACGUUCUACCACUUUCCCCCUUCAUAUUAUGCACCAGCGCAACACUUCAGAUCCUUUGAACCUUUCACAACCUUCCAACCCUCCAAACCGCCGACAAACUAGUCUUGAUUAUAACCAGCCUCCACAAAACAGACCCGAGAACGGAAACCAGCAACCAUGGAUAGCCUCGGCCCCCGAGUUAUUGACGGAGACCAUGGCUACCCCGGAGCCCUCGGUCUCAAAUCCACCGAACCUCUCUCUCCCCAACCAAGAGCCGUCGAGCCUGGCAUGGUCACAGCAAUUCAACAACCCGAGCAAUCUUCCCGAUCUCAUGCCAAUCAUGUUCCCUUCGGACGAUCCCUUUGCUUAUCCCACGCAGCCGAUGUCAACACUUGAAGCCGAUCACUUCAGACACGAACCCAAUGGCAUACGUUCAUCACAGUUCCAAUAUGACGCGAAGUCACAAGCAAUAGGACCGACCACACCUACCGACCCCACCGGGACAAGUGCCUCGACACCUGGCUUCGAAUUCCCCAACAUGUCCAACUAUGCAGCUACUGGUGUCAAAUCAUCAAUACCGAGCCGCCUUCAGUCCAAUACACAACCAAUGCACUCUCCAAGAAUGAACUCGCCGAAUUCCCAAGCCCAGACUCCAAGUGAAGCGCUCAGUAGUCCCGACCUAGUUUCCAUUCCCAACCAAAAUUUCGUCUGGCAAGGAUAUAACUACCAGCCCACGAAUCUAGUUACGGAUGAAACAAUUCAGCAGGAACAAGCCAACAUCCCCAAUAGCUUACCGGAUUUCAGCAUGGCACUAGAUGAGAAUAAUAUGGGUAUGGACAUGGACCUUGGCAUCUCGUUCGAUGACCUUUUUGGGAACAAUACUGCAGGUCGACCUGUGAACGGGGCACCCAACGAUGAGUGGUCUCAGUGGUUGAACACUGCUGUCUAG